AUGAGUGAGGGACAUAUCAGCCACUCCUUCUUCGUCAUGGGACCACUCCGCUUACUUCUCUUACUCCUCUUGGGGCUCGCGGCGUUUACGCCGGUGACCGCGUCCGCAGAAGAGGAUGAAGAACUCAUCGAAAACAUGAACAGCUACACCAGAUUGGACUGCCCGAGCUCCUUCUUCACUGUGGGCGACCGCUGCGUGCUGGUGAACCCCUUCCUGAGCGGCACGUGGGACGAGUCGCGCUUCUACUGCAAGACUCUGGGCGCGGACAUGGUGCAGAUAGAGUCAUGGGAGUUUUAUCUUGCCAUCCUCGAAUUCCUGAUAAUGGAAGGCCUGGACGAGAACAGUUACUGGAUGGGAGCUCGUGAUGUUGCCCAAGAAGGAGAGUGGCGGUGGGAGGUGGGCGGCGAGCUAAUGACGAUGGGAAGCCCUUUCUGGUCCCUCUACUUUCAACCCGGCUACGUCUACCACAUGGAGCCGUGGGGAGGGAUCGCCUCCAACUGCGCUCGUCUGGACCACAAGCGCUACUUGUACAUGGACGACGAUGACUGCUUGAACCAUAACGCCGUCAUGUGUCAGGUGGUGCCCAAGUGACGAACGACAGCCACCACCACGACGAUCACGACAAACAACACCGCUACCACAACGCCACCGUGUGCUAUAGGGACGAACGGAAGAACGUCAGCAUGUUAUAACCAUCACCACCGCCAUCACUACACGACUAACUUACGAAUGAACUGACAUUUAAGAAAUACGCACUUAUGGGAGAAUAACAGUACAUACAAAACGAAGAAAGGUCUGUUGUUGAAUGCCACUACUCCAAAAAGAGAUAAAAAGAUGGAUGGGAUGA
Molecule: messenger RNA, 847 nt
Organism: Eriocheir sinensis (Chinese mitten crab)
Lineage: Eukaryota; Metazoa; Arthropoda; Malacostraca; Decapoda; Varunidae
Product: C-type lectin domain family 17, member A-like
Exons: 4
Coding region: 1-591 (196 amino acids)
Biological process (GO): biological process involved in interspecies interaction between organisms
Cellular component (GO): external side of plasma membrane
Molecular function (GO): carbohydrate binding
Source: RefSeq, a predicted model, not a curated record